AUGAGCGCCCAGCCACAAUCACCUCCCCCGGAGUCAGACCACCAAGACCCUGCGUCUGAAAAUGCGGAAGAAAUCGAUAACCCGGCACUGGACCUGCUGUCUCUUUCGCGCGCAGUCAAAGCGAGAAAGGCAGAAUAUACUCGUCGGCGAAACAUCCGGGUCAAGAUCGGCACCUGGAACGUAGCAGCCAUUUCCGGCACGGAGAAAGACAUCGGGAAGUGGUUUGUUGAAGGGGCAGGGGUCUGUGAGAAGCUUUCUGGAGUGAAGAAGCCGAAAUCCCCCGAGUCUCAGUCUGCAGACGGGGAGUCAUCUACGAGCCAGCCUGAUCUUGAUGAUCAGCAGAACAGCGGGGAAUCGGCAACACCUCUUGAAUCCAGCCCGGAGGAGAUAGAUCUCUACGUGCUCGGUUUGCAAGAGAUCGUCGAUGUCUCCUCUCCGGCUGAGGCACUGCGACCCUAUGUUGAUCCGGCGCCAUCAAACCGUUGGAAAGAGGCGAUUCACAAGGCGCUGCCUCCAGGAUACCAGCUGGUUGCCGAGACCCAGCUGAUUGGUCUAUUGCUUCUGAUAUAUGCCUCUCCUGCAAUUGGAGAAAACGUCUCUUCUAUCAGCAGCAAUGCCAUCGGCACGGGCCUGAUGGGGUACAUGGGCAACAAGGGUGGCGUUGUGACGCGAAUUGUCUUGGGUGAGACGACACGCUUGGUCUUUGUGAAUUGCCAUCUCGCAGCAGGAUCCGACAAGGGCAGCCUGGAGCGUCGCAACUGGGACGCGUCUCAAAUUGUCUCGCGUGCUCGUUUCGGGGGAGUUGACUCGGAACGUGGACCACAACACGAUUCCACCGAAGGGAUCGGACAGGAAGAUUUCACUUUUUGGUUUGGUGAUCUCAACUACCGGCUUGAUGAUAUACCCGGCGACGAUGUGCGUCAGGUCCUUGCUCGACACACCGUCAACGCCUAUGAUACAGCGCGCCAGGCUCAGCAAAAGUCUGGCAAUCACCAAGAUCACCAUAGUCAGCCUUCAGAUCAGAAGCCUCCAUCGCCCAAGAUACCAGACGAGAGGACUGAUCCGGUAACUGAUGAGGAGAUUGACCCUCGUAACGAUCCUGCGUCUCUCCAAACCGCGAUCUCAUCUCUCCUUGCACAUGACCAGCUACUCAUCCAGCAGAGAAAGGGGACAGUCUUCCAUAAAGGGUGGCGUGAAGGCGAGAUUUCAUUCCUGCCGACUUACAAAUAUGACAUUGGGAGUGUGGCUAUGUUCGAUUCAAGUGAGAAACACCGCGGUCCCAGCUGGUGUGAUCGGAUCCUCUUUCGAACCCGACGAGACAUGAUGAAGCACGAGCAGCUCGACCGAGAAGCCGAACUGGCUCGGAAAAGAGACGAAGAGAUGCAUAGGCGCGGGUUGGAUAAGGCGGUCGCCGAUGACAACGUCCUCUUUGAUUAUGAUCCCGACGUCGACGGCGCGAAUAGCGCCGACGAAUACGUGUCAGAUGAGGAACAAGCCGACGAUGCGGCAUCGCUUGAAUCGCAGGAUGCAUCCCAAGACUUGAUUCACCUGGACCAUUACGUGUCACACCAGGGCAUUCUGUCAUCGGACCAUAAGCCUUUGGACGCCGUUUUCACGUUGACCUUUGAUGCCGUCAAUCCCCACCUCAAGGCAAAGGUCCAUCAAGAAGUGGUUCGUGAAUUAGACAAGGCUGAGAACGAGGCUCGACCUGGUCUUACUGUCGUGGUGGACACCCAUGGCGAUGAGAAUCAAGACACUAAGGAUCCAAACGCUGUCGACUUUGGCAAUGUAGCAUUUGAUGUGCCGGUCCACCGGUCUCUGACCAUUGCCAACACUAGCGGUGCCUCGGCCACUUUUUCUUUUGCAGAACGACCUAGUAUGGUGGACGAAUCUAACCCCGAAACGCCCUCAUGGAUUGAUAUUAAGAUUGACCGGCCGUCCGAAAACCCAGCCAAGGAUCAGGCGAGCGGUCUUUCAUCAGCGCGACACACAUUGCUUCCUGGAGAGGUGGCUAACGUUGAUAUCACGGCACAUGUUCAUGACAUCCAGCAUGUUCGCCUGCUGAAUUUGAAGAAGGUCAAAUUAGAAGAGAUUAUGGUUCUUCAUGUGGACAGCGGCCGUGACCACUUCAUUUCUCUGACGGGACACUGGCUGCCGACCUGCUUCGGCUGUAGUGUGGAUGAACUGACGCGCAUGCCCGAGGCAGGUGCUCGCAGCAUGGCAUCAGCCGAAGGACCUGGUCCGGCAAAGGGGGAGACUGAAGUCCGAUUAUCAGCACCUCGGGAACUUUUUCGAUUGACCGAGUCGAUCUCCGAGCUGACGGAACGCGCUGUGGCCGAGUGGAGCAUGACAAAGGGCGAUGCGGAAGAAGACCAGGCGCCGUGGACAAAAGACCCCAAUGGAGCAGCAUGGCCCUUCCAGCCCGACACAUGGAUUUUCCCAAACUCGCAUGAACGCGCGCCCCUACUUGCUAUGGUCCGUGAAUCUCUCGACACCAAUGAAUCCCUCACAUCUGUCUUUGCGCCAGAGAUCCCCUCGUUCCUCCGACUAGAGAUUCUCUGCGAAACUCUCUUGACCUUCCUCAACUCCCUAAGCGAUGGUAUUGUCACUGCAUCCGUGUGGCAGAACAUGGAGCAGCAGAUGAUCGCGCGUGAAAGAGCCAAAUAUCCACCUCGAUCUUGGGAAGAGACCCAAGCCUGGGUGCUCGAAAGCCUCGCUUAUUCGCCCGCACAUAGUGUCUCAUUCACCUUUGUCACGUUCAUGCUUGCUCGCAUUGCCAACGAAGUCGCCCCGGUACCAUCAUCCACAGGGGGCGCACCCUCCAAGAAUAGCAAGGAAGGCGGCUCAUCCAAAGAACAAUCCGCCGACCCCAAACAAUCUCAAGAAUCGAAUUCGAUAGGAGAUCGCCCAAAAUCCCAUCGUCCUACCCCGGCGUCGGCGGCCGCGUUCAUCGCUGCGGGCAGUUUCCGCCGCAAAAAUCGCUCCCCAACAUCAUCCACCGGCUCCGACGCUUCUACCAGCACCUCUCAAACUACUUCCCCCACCGUGGCCCGUCGACAGGCCGUUGAGGCGGCUUUCGCGGCAAUCUUCGCGCGCGUUCUUAUCUCCCCGGCUGCUCCUACUCCUGCCAAGGAAAAGGAGCGCCGAGCGUCUGACGAGCGGAGACGGGGUAUCAUCGAGCCAUUCUUGAAGAUGAUUGGAGUGGACGACCGGGGUCCAUCCGGUGGCCGUGCUUGA
Penicillium alfredii is the source of this 3237-nucleotide messenger RNA. RefSeq names its product phosphatase family protein. NCBI's taxonomy places the organism in Eukaryota, Fungi, Ascomycota, Eurotiomycetes, Eurotiales, Aspergillaceae. Gene Ontology annotation, biological process: phosphatidylinositol dephosphorylation. Bases 1 to 3237 code for a protein of 1078 amino acids. The transcript has a single exon. The record is from RefSeq and is a predicted model, not a curated record. Gene Ontology annotation, molecular function: phosphatidylinositol-4,5-bisphosphate 5-phosphatase activity.